CGAUGAUCUGUCAAAAUAACUAAAAAGAAUGACAUUCGCAUUGAGAGUGAGUUGUGCAUCACAUCAGAAGACAGUAUUCCGGUUAAAUCGCAGGAUACACAUAUAAUUAAAAGUUGAAAAAAUGGACCAAUCGACCAAUGAACGAACACUUCGCGGCCACUUUGGUUACGAGGUAAUUGAUGAACCGGCAAAAGUAUACAUUCCGUAUAUCUAUCGAAAUAACGACAAAUGGAGUCCAACGUCAAUCCAUAUAUGGCAUUUUGUACAGUUUAUGAAAGGCACAUACAUAGAAUUGCGUCCGUAUCUUCAUGAUUUUGGCUUUUUAAAAGGCUACAAAAUGAACACUGAAGAAGAAAAUUUGAUGGAAGAAAUAAACUUGAUCCACAAUGAUCGAAAAUACCCGUACCAAUUCAAAACGAAGAAACAACCAAAUAAUUUGAUAAACAUUCAAGACGUUCUCAACAUUUUCCAAUAUGUACGCGAUUGCACAGAGAAAUCAAAGUUGGGCACGCAAUAUCAAAUGAAAGGUAACAUGGCCAAAAUCGAAAUACUGUCGUCCGAAUCUGAACUGCUCAUAACAAAAAGUUAUGUAUUGCCGUAUGUAACAACGGAAAACAAUCGGUAUGUUCCGUCGCAUGUAUUGUUUGACAAAAAUAUCCUACCAAAAAAAUUGCCCGUAACCAUCCUCAAAAACAUGGAUGCUAUGUAUUUGCGAUUUUUGUUGGACGUUUUGGAGCACGAGAUACCAAUGUCCAGUUUUAAAAUUCCAUGCUUGAAUCUCACCGAAUUAUUAGAGUAUUUGAAGGAAAGUGAAACCAUCCACGAUAUCGAUUAUAAUUAUUGGCCAACCAACGAUAGCAAUACCACUGUCAACAACAAUAAUCUACAUUUCGCCAAUGUCACCGAUAAAAAUACCAUGAAAACAGAAGAACCAAAAGAGAACCCGCUUAAGCGAAAAGGUUCGGAUUCAGGCAAUAUGGCAAAGCAACCUCGCAAUGAUUUGGAAUCGAAUGUCAAAGUACAAACAUCGGAGACAAUCGAAAAGCCGAUAAAAGACAAUUCGAAGGAGGUUGACAAGACACAUGUGAAAAAAGAAGCAUCGAAAAACAAUUCAUCACAAAGUACAACGUCAAGUGAUUCUUCGGAAGAAUACGAAGUCGAGGAUCUGCUUGAAUAUAGAAAGAGAUGGGGCAAAGAGGAGGUAUUGGUUCAUUGGACCGGUUAUUCGUCGGAUUACGAUUCGUGGGAACCAUUGUCACAUUUGAAUCCUAUACUAAAAGAUGAUGUUCCCGAAUUGCGUAAGAAAUGGGAAGAAAAACAACGCCAACGGCGAAAACAUUGAUAUAGUUUAAGUUGACUCAUCGUAUUACACUCAAUUUAUUUCUAAACGUAAUUAGAACUGGAAAGACAACAAUAAUCGACUGAAACUGAAUAAUUUAUAUUUAAAUCUGAAAAUAUCGAGAAAAAAAGAAUCGAUGCAAAAUGUUUAAGUUUUAAUAAUGUCACAGACAAUGAAUUUCUAAGGUUAAGAUUAAGAGCAAAACAAAAUCAAAAUGUAUCAGAAGUUAAAUUCAGUUGAAUUUUGAUGAUUCAAUUAAACAUAGAAUUUUUUUUUUGUUUCAAAGUA
Molecule: messenger RNA, 1627 nt
Organism: Contarinia nasturtii (swede midge)
Lineage: Eukaryota; Metazoa; Arthropoda; Insecta; Diptera; Cecidomyiidae
Exons: 3
Coding region: 122-1342 (406 amino acids)
Source: RefSeq, a predicted model, not a curated record